Molecule: messenger RNA, 2735 nt
Organism: Dermatophagoides pteronyssinus (European house dust mite)
Lineage: Eukaryota; Metazoa; Arthropoda; Arachnida; Sarcoptiformes; Pyroglyphidae
Source: RefSeq, a predicted model, not a curated record
AUAAAUAUUGUGUGUUGUUAAUGUCAUUGUGACAACAGUUUGACAACAGUGAAAUAGGCAUUCAAAUCAGUUUGGAAUUUUUUUUUUUGUCUUCCAAUUUUUUUUUGUUUUCACUACUUGGAUUAAUUAAAACUAUUGAUUGAUUGAUUAUGAAAUUAAUUGAUUGGAAUAUUUAGAUCAAAAAGCAUUGAUUGAUCAGAUAGAGCGAGAGAGAAAAUAGGGAGAUUUUUUAUAUAAAAAAAAAAAUUCAGUAAAAACGAACAGAAAAACAGUAAAAAUCAUCAAAAAUGUUGGAUUUUUUAGCCAUCUGUGUAUUAUUGUUAAUUUUAUUUACAAUAUUAUUAUUCUAUUUAACACGUGAACAAUCAUAUGAACAAGCAUUAGAAGAACAAAGAAAUAAACAUGAUGAUUUAUUGUUAACAAGUACAACAAUCGCAACCAAUUCAGGUGAUAAUAAUAAUGAUAAAAUUGGUGGCCGAAAAGAUCGUACAAAAAAAUUGAAUUUAAAUAAAAAAUCAACAGCAGCAGCAGCAACAAAUAAACAACAGCCACCUACUACUAAUAAACAACAACAAACAAAUGUUUUGAAUAAACAAAAAUCAACAAAUGAAAAAAAAUUUUCGACCAUAACAUCGAUACCGGAAGAAUCAUCGAAAGAAACAAAAAUUUUCAAACAUGAUGAAACAAAAAAAUCGAAAGAAGUAAAUGAAUCGCCGAUAAUUACUUCUUCUUCAGCUGUUGUUACAGCUUCGGCUGCUAUUUCGGUUGCGAUACCUAAAAAUGAUGUUGAUGAUAAAGGUGAUAAAGUUGUUGUUGAUGGUGGUGAUGAUACCAUCAACGAACAACGAUCAAUUAAAACAACUAAUCAUCAUCAACAACAACAACAACAAUCAUCAUCGAUUAAAAAUCAAUCAUCUGUCAAAAUGAAUCAAGAUCAUAUUGAUAGCAUUAUUAAUAAAUCGAAUAAUAAUAAUGUUAUCGUUGGGAAAAAGAGUAAAAAAUCUAAUCAUUCAAAAGUUUCCCCAGAUUUUAAAAUGGAUGAUUUAAUUGAUAUAAUCCAAUCAUUUAACGAAGAUGAAAAAAUCAAAUUUACAGAAAUUUUUUUCAGUGACAAUAAUCAUCCACAAACUAAUAUCUGGCAAACGAAAAAUGAUAAAAAUGAAAGUUUGCAAAAAAAAUUGGCCGAAAAAGAUGAAAUAAUUAAUACGCAUAAAAUCAAUCAAGAAAAUAGUAAACGAAGAUUUGAUGCGUUGAAUAUGGAAUUGAAAUCAAGUAAAAUGAAAUUACAAAAUGAAUAUCGUAUGCGGCAAGAUAUUGAAAUGCAGAAAAAUAAUUUGGCUCAACGUUUAGUGGAUAUGGAAAAAAAUUAUAAACAACAAUUGGAAAAAUUGAUUGAAACUAAUCGUAAUGUACGACAAGAGGAAUUUGCUCGACAUAAUCAAAUCAUUAACGAUUUGAAAAAAUCAAACAAUAAUGUUAAAGAAAAAUUAUUGAAAGACAUUGCCUCGAUACUUCAAAUCAAAUGUGAUGAUAUCAAUACUUUGAGCAGUGAUCUGGUUUCGAAAACAAUGGAUGAAUUGAAAACAUCCAAUGGAGAUGAUCUGAAGAAAUUAAAAGAUGAAAAUGAACAGCUCGAAAAAAAAUUGAAAGAAUCAAUUGAAAAAUCGCAAUCAGACAUCGACAUCGGUAAGAAAAAAGAACAACUUCUUAACGAUAUAUUCUCGAAAUUUGAUGAAAUUCCAAACAAUGGUGAUACGGUUUCGAAUGAAAAAUUAUUGAAAUCGAUUGAAGAUUUAAAAACGUCACAAAAAAAAUAUUCGGAAUUGGAAGAGAAAGUGAAAAAAUCUGUUGAUGAAAUACAACAAUUACAAAAAGAAUUGCUCGCAUCAAAAGAUUUGGUUAAAGAAUUGCAAUCAAAAAUCGAUAGUGGUAAGAAAAAAGAACAAUUUAUCGAUAAUAUAUUCUCGAAAUUUCCUGAAAUCAAAAAUGAUGGCGAUGAUAAUUCGUGUGAUACAUUGUUAGAAAAUAUUGAAACAUUAAAAGCAACAGGUAAAGAAUUGGAAGAAAAAUUAUCCAAAUCAAAUAAAGAGAAAGAAAAAUUGCAAAAAGAAAUUGAUGAUUUGAAACAAAAAAUGCAAAAAGAAAAUGAUGAUUUACAACAAAAAUUGAAUAAUAUCGAACAAGAACGUGAUCGAUUUAUGAAUACAUUGGCUGAUACGGAUAAAAAACUCAAAAAAGUUGAAGAAGAUUUAACAGAUGAAAAGAAAACUAAAAAAGAAGAGCUUGAUAGAUCCAAACAACAAUUAACAUCGGUUCAACAAAGUUUAAAAGAAAAAAUGGAUGAAAAUGAUAAAUUGGAAAAGGAUGCAAAAACUAAACUUGAUGAAAUUAAUAAACAACUAAAAGAUGAACAAGAAAAAUAUAAACGAUUAUUAUUGGAAAAUGAACAGAAAACAACAAUAUUGGAACAAUUGGAAAAAGAAUCAAAAGAUUUGAAGAGAAAAAAUGAAAAAUUAAAUGAAUUAGUACAGAUUGGUGUACGAACAUAUCAAGAUGAAAAUCAAAAAGUACAAGAUCUUGAACAACGAUUAGCUACAUAUAAAUCAACAAUGAAUAAUAAUAGUAAUGGUGAUGAUCAACAUAAUGUAACAGCUACCAAUGGCAAUUGAAUAAUUCAUGUUGUUGUUGUUGUUGUACCAAAAUCGUACCAAAACAAAACAAAACAAAUCUAAAUG